AUGGUCAAGGAUAUUGAUUUGAUGUCAAUAGGGACAGUUGAACUCGAUUUGGCUUUGAUGAAUUGGCGAACGUACGCCGAAGAAUAUUUUUUGAAACAUGUAAUAACAUACCGUAGAAUUAUGCUUCAAAUUAAUCCAUCAACUCACGAUAACAAAAUGAAACAGGAACGUCAUUACAUUGUAGAAAGACUGGAUAUGGCCAGAAGUAAUUUACGAAACAUGUAUAGGGAAGGUUCGAUGGUAUAUGAAACGUUUGAUAUAGAAGUUGAUGCGAUGACACAACGAUUAAAACAAAAGCGAGGAGAUGUUAAAUACUUUCGAAACAUGUUGAGUAAAUUAAUCAUAAAGUUGAAAGUUUUUAUUGAAGAAGUUGAUAAAACUCAAGCAGCUUUUAUAGACGCGAAAAUUUAUUUUACUGAAAACAACCAAGCUGUUAAUGAUAUUGCUAUAACUCACAUAGAUCUAUUGGUUUUUAAUGAAUUGUUUGUUCAUGUACACGAGGUUGUUAAAAAUUUAACUGGAAUGAAAAGAAUGUUAAUGUCAUAUGAUGAUAACCUUCUUGAUCUCCUUCUCUAUAAGCUUUACCAAGACCAGCCUGACAUAUUUGAUGUUACAACGUCAGAUCUUAAUUAUUUGAAAAUUGCUGCCGAAAUUUAUCAUGACGAAUUAGCCAUAUAUAACCAAUCAUUUGGAUUUUCAUUCCCCAAAAAACAAAAUGAAAUAUAA
Molecule: messenger RNA, 726 nt
Organism: Funneliformis caledonium
Lineage: Eukaryota; Fungi; Glomeromycota; Glomeromycetes; Glomerales; Glomeraceae
Source: the annotation of a GenBank genome assembly